AUGUCACCACGCAACGCAGCCCAGGACGAAGUCCCGUGUGCAGAGUCCGAGGAAGCCAUGGAGGGAGAAGGAGGCGAGGCGGCGAACAGCGGCUCUUCCUCGUCGUCUACCCCCACUACUUCUCUGCCACCCCACCAGGAGCCGCCACCGUCACUGCCGCCGCCAGGGGCUCCAGACGUGCUGCCGCUAGACCACACGUUGCCAGACCUCUUGCGGCAGGUGGCUGGCACGGAGGCGCUGCCCGCGGUGCGGGAGCUGAAGCUGCGCGUGAUCGCCCGCGAGACGAGCCUGCAGCGCCUCAGCCUGUACGUGCCCGCGCUGCGGGAGCUCAACCUGGACGGGUCCUGCCUCUCCUCGCUCAGGGACCUGGGCUGCGGGCUGGGCUCGCUGCAACUGCUGCGGCUGGCUGGCUGUGGAUUGGACUCUCUGGAUGGCACCAGUGGACUCGCCGCCCUCAGGGAGCUCCACGCCCCCAACAAUAGGGUCUCAGAAGUCAGCCCCGCCGCCUUCCUGCCGCGCCUCAGAGUGCUCGACUUGCGACGGAACGCGGUGUGUGAACUGGCCGGGGUCGGCUUCCUGGCCUGCUGCCGGCGCCUGCAGAGCCUCCACCUGUCCGGGAACCCGGCCGCGGCUGUCAACACCUACCGCAGGGACGUCGCGCGGCUGCUGCCCAAUCUGCCCCAGCUCGACGGGCUGCCUCUGCAGCAACAGGAUUCAGAUUCCGACGACCACGGAGACAGCGGAUGUGACGGAGAUAGCGACGGAGGUGGAGAGCGUGCUGGCCAUGGCGACGGCGGUGGUGGGGAAGACGACGCACUUACGGACCAGCUUCUAAACGAGGAGGGGCGCACCGACGCAGCUACGUGCGCAGCGGACGCCGACAGCACCGCGGCCAGCGCAGGCGUCGUAUCACAGAGGCGGCAGACGGGCGGCAGCGGUUCUGGUGUCCGGCCACAGACGGCGACGUCGGCCGCGCUGGUACUCGCCAAGCCGCAGCCGGCGGGCAGCCGCGGCCCGGCCAGAGGACAGCGGCGUCCCUUCAGCGCGGCGCCCUGCCUACCCACCUACCAGCGGCUGCCAGACGAAGGCGGUGUCGCAGCGGCAGACGGAGAUUCGCCCAGCGCUCUGACGUCUGGGGGAGUGGUGUGCGGCAACUUGGCAGCCGCGCUCCGCAGCAGGCGCAAGGGCGUGCGUGGCGCAUGGCAGGAGAAGCCCGAGGCGGGUCCUUCAGCAGGUGGAGAGGCAGCUGACGUUUGUCCUCCGAGGACUGGGGGCCUGCUCGAGGCGUCGAGACGAUGGAGGCAGCUGUACGCCUCGUACCGCUCGCAACACAGAUGA
Messenger RNA from Schistocerca piceifrons (Central American locust), 1338 nucleotides. RefSeq lists its product as uncharacterized. NCBI's taxonomy places the organism in Eukaryota, Metazoa, Arthropoda, Insecta, Orthoptera, Acrididae. The record is from RefSeq and is a predicted model, not a curated record. The coding region runs from base 1 to 1338 and encodes 445 amino acids. The transcript has 9 exons.